AUGAAUGAAACAACACGUGAACGGCGUGGUCAUACUGCAACGCUUUUUGAUAAAAAAUUGUAUAUUUUGGGUGGUUUCCCACUUGAAGAAAUUGGAAACGAAUUUUUUUAUAUCGAUUUUUCUGUCUCAUUUAAUACUCAAAAUUUAAAAGUGAAUGAUUUAACAAAUAUUAAUACUCUUUCUCCUCAUUAUAAUGCUGGAUCCGCGAUAGGUGGCACAAAUAAUGAUACGUUGUUUAUAUGUGGAGGCCUCAGUAAUGUCAAAUAUGCUACUAUGGAAUUAGUUAACACAUUUAAUCCACGAAGUAAUUCAUGGAGUAUUCCAAAAAUAGCAGGAGACAAACCAUUUCUUGUAGAUUGUGAUAUGACAACUAUAAACUAUGAUAUCUAUAUCUUGAGUGCAUUAGAUGUAUCUGAUAUUAAUAUUUUAGAUACAAUAAAUUUAGUUUGGAAAAAAGUAAAUCCGAUUGGUACACAAAAUAUUGGAGCGGCGAGUUCUUCCAUUUUAUUGCCUGAUAACAAGAUAAUUUAUAUAGAUAGUAGUAAUACCGGUAAUUUAGCAGAGGUUUAUAUAUAUGAUACAGUAAACAAUAAUUGGAGUAAGAAAACAACUACAGGUACGAUACCACCUAAAAAAGAUGGAGGAUCCGCUGUUCUUGGAUUAGAUGGUAAAAGAAUAAUCACCUUUGGAGGUUUUGUCUCUGCGACGCAAGAUCAACUUCAUGAAUUAAAUUUAAUAAAUUUUGAAUGGCGUAUCCCGAAAUCUUCUGGGUCAAUUCCAGCGUCCCGAAGUCAUCAUAAAGCAAAUGUAAUUGGAAAUUAUAUGGUAUUAUCAUUUGGAUCAGGUUAUAAGAAAAAUAAUGAAAAUGAUAUUCUGUUACUUGACAUCAGUAAUAUAAACGAAUAUAUAUGGACGAAUGAAUUUAAAUCUUUAUCAUCAGCCAAAUUAUUAGCAUUAGCAACACCAGCACCAGCAACAUCUUUAUCAUCAGCCAAAUUAUUAGCAUUAGCAACACCACCAGCACCAAUAGCAAUAACGGGAACUUCGUCAUUUUUAUCGCCAACUUCGUCAUCUUUAUCGCCAAAAGUUUCUUCGGUUUCUUCGGGAUAUAAUGACCAAAAUUCUAAUAAAAUUUCAACUGGCGUAACUGUAAUAUUGUUGAUUUGCGGUGGUGCAUUUAUCAUUGUAGUAUCCAUUUUACUUAGAAAAUGUAACAAUAGAAUGAAUAGAAUGAUAUAUGGAAGUAAUUAUACCAUACAAAUACCCGUUCCAGCUUCAUUAAUUAAUAAUGAUAUAAAUAGAAAUGUUGUUUAUUAUAAUCAAGCUAAUAGUAAUAAUUCUAAUCCUAGGCAAGAAAUAGUACAACAACCCGUAGCAAUUAAUAAUGUUAAUGAUAGAAGAAAUAGAAAUGAAGUACGGCAACCCAUAGUAAUUUAUGAUGUUAAUAAUAGAAGAAAUAGAAAUGAAGUACAACAACCCGUAGCAAUUAAUAAUGUUAAAGAUAGAAGAAAUAGAAAUGAAUUACAACAACCCGUAGUAAUUAAUAAUGUUAAAGAUAGAAGAAAUAGAAAUGAAAAUGGUGAUAAUAAUUAUCAAACCGAAAGAAAUAAUUAUUAUCCCGGACAGGAAAUUGUACAACAACCUGAAGUGAUAAAUAAUGAUAAUAGAAAUGAAAGUAAUUAUCACCCUGGACAAGAAAUAGUACAACCUCCCGCUCCAGCUUCAAUAAUUAAUACGAAUUAUAAUCACGGACGAGAAUCUGUUCCAAUUGCUAAUUAUGAAAUACAAAUACUUAAACAAGAAAUUCAAGAUUUGAAACAAAUAAUUUUACAAAAUAAUAAACAAUCUACUAGUUCUACGAGUAAUAAUUAAAUAUA
This is a messenger RNA of Rhizophagus irregularis DAOM 181602=DAOM 197198, 1877 nucleotides long. RefSeq lists its product as uncharacterized. Gene Ontology annotation, molecular function: protein binding. The record is from RefSeq and is a predicted model, not a curated record. NCBI's taxonomy places the organism in Eukaryota, Fungi, Glomeromycota, Glomeromycetes, Glomerales, Glomeraceae.